AUGGCGCAUGGUGCAGACUCCUCCACUGCCUGCGAGCCGCGGCUGCAGGUGGAAAAUGCAGUUAAAAGUGCUCUGUUUAUUGUGGCUCAGUUUGAGGCGCGUAAAUGGAGGAUGUGCAGUAGACUUCUGCGCAGCCACAGCCUCAGAAACACGCGCACUGCAUCACGGUACUUCCUUUCACUCCGAGGCCAUAUUGGAGUUAACUCACAGUUUGGCCGUAAAGGACUAAACUCACAAAAUGGUGGCCGCAAAGAAGACGAAAAAGUCCCUGGAGUCCAUCAACUCCCGGCUCCAGCUGGUGAUGAAGAGUGGCAAGGCAAAGCCAAGCUGGUCAUCCUGGCCAACAACUGUCCGGCUCUCAGGAAAUCUGAGAUUGAGUAUUACGCCAUGUUGGCAAAGACUGGUGUGCACCACUACAGCGGCAACAACAUUGAGCUGGGCACAGCCUGUGGAAAGUACUACAGGGUCUGCACGCUGGCCAUCAUUGAUCCCGGCGAUUCAGACAUCAUCAGGAGCAUGCCCGACCAGCAGCCACAGCCCCAGUAA
Molecule: messenger RNA, 546 nt
Organism: Knipowitschia caucasica
Lineage: Eukaryota; Metazoa; Chordata; Actinopteri; Gobiiformes; Gobiidae
Source: the annotation of a GenBank genome assembly